AAAACCAACGGAGAGAUAUUCAGAUCGGAGUCAUCAUCGGUCCGAUAUUUUGGAUCCGUGCUCCAUUGACGAACAAACAACACUCUCCUUUUCCUAAGUUCCAACCAUUUUAUUAGCUCCUUCACCGGAGCUUCACAUCGGGAACAAUGGCGGCGAGUAGGAAGAUUUGUCAUUCUCUGAUCGUCUUCCUCAUAGCGAUUUCUGCAGACUACGGUGUUUCCGCGGAUUCGAUAAAAGGCUGCGGUGGUUUUGUCGAGGCGAGUUCGUCUUUGGUCAGCUCUCGGAAAGGAUCCGAUGGGAAACUGGAUUAUUCCCAUAUCACAGUUGAGCUACAAACAGUAGAUGGAUUGGUAAAAGACAGUACACAGUGUGCCCCAAAUGGUUACUAUUUCAUCCCAGUAUAUGACAAGGGCUCAUUCAUUCUCAAGAUAAAUGGACCUGAGGGAUGGUCAUGGAAUCCAGAUAAGGUCUCUGUCGUUGUUGACGACUCUAGUUGCAACAACAAUGAGGAUAUUAACUUCCGCUUCACGGGUUUUACAUUAUCCGGUAAAGUCCUUGGAGCUGUUGGUGGGGAGAGUUGUGUGAUUAAGAAUGGAGGUCCAGCUGAUGUCAAUGUUGAAUUGUUGUCUUCUGAUGGAGAUCCCGUUGCUUCUGUUCUCACAUCGUCAGAUGGGAGCUACUUAUUCAAGAAUAUUAUUCCAGGAAAAUACAAUAUCCGUGCAUCCCAUCCAGAGCUGCUGGUUGAAGUUCGCGGUUCAACAGAGGUGGAACUUGGAUUUGCAAAUGGCAUGGUGGAUGACAUAUUCUUCGUCCGUGGUUAUGAUCUCAAGGGGUCUGUUGUUGCUCAGGGAAAUCCAAUCCUGGGUGUUCAUAUAUAUUUGCAUUCAGAUGAUGUUUCCAUGGUAGAUUGCCCCCAAGGAUUUGGUGACGCUGCUGGAGAAAGGAAGCCUCUCUGCCAUGCUGUAUCCGAUGCGGAAGGAAUUUUUAGUUUCAAGUCCAUCCCUUGUGGAAAAUAUGAAUUGGUGCCACAUUAUAAGGGUGAGAAUACGGUCUUUGAUGUUUCACCUCCUGUUAUGCCUGUUUCUGUAGAGCAUCAACAUGUCACCGUUCCCCAAAAAUUUCAGGUAACAGGAUUCUCCAUUGGGGGUCGUGUAGUUGACGGUAAUUCAGUGGGAGUUGAGGGCGUUAAAAUCUUAGUAGAUGGUAGUCUAAGAUCUGUCACGGACAAGGAAGGCUAUUACAAGCUUGACCAGGUUACGUCAAAUCAGUAUACAAUUGAUGCAGUCAAGGAGCAUUACAAGUUCGACAAACUGAAGAAGUUCAUGGUUUUACCAAAUAUGGCUUCACUUCCAGACAUCAGUGCUGUAUCCUAUGAGAUCUGUGGUGUGGUGCGAAUGUUUGGUUCUCGUCACAAAGCAAAGGUAGCUUUGACUCAUGGACCCACAAAUGUCAAACCACAAAUGAAGCUAACAGAUGAGACCGGAACUUUCUGCUUUGAGGUUCCACCAGGCGAAUAUAGGCUGUCUGCUUUGGCUGCUACACCAAAGGGUGCUUCUGAGCUUCUGUUUUUGCCAGCUUAUUUGGAUGUUGCCGUUAAAAGCCCAUUGUUGAACAUAGAAUUCUCUCAGGCCAGAGUCAAUGUGCAUGGUUCUGUUACUUGCAAGGAGAAAUGUGGUCCGUCUGUGUCAGUGGUGCUUGUGGGAGCGGCUGGUGAUCGUGACAAGAAGACAGUUUUUUUAACCGACGAGAGCAGUCAAUUUCUAUUUUCAGAUAUACUGCCUGGAAAAUAUAGAGUUGAGGUGAAAAGCAUUUCACCGGAAGCCGCAUCUGAUGAAGACAGUUGGUGCUGGGACCGUAGCUCCAUUGAUGUGAAUGUCGGAACUGAGGAUAUCAAAGGGAUUGAAUUUGUCCAGAAAGGUUACUGGAUUAAUAUUAUCUCCACCCAUGAGGUGGACGCUAGAAUCGCUCAUCCUAAUGUAUCACCUACUAGUUUGAAAAUCAAGAAAGGUUCGCAGAAAAUAUGCGUUGAGUCACCUGGAGGGCAUGAGCUUCAGCUUUCUGACUCAUGCAUGUCCUUUGGGAGCAAUUCAAUAAAGAUAGAUGUCUCAAAUCCACAGCCUAUUCAUCUGAAAGCAGAGAAGUACCUCCUCAAAGGUCUGAUAAAUGUGGAGUCUAGUUCAACUAUUGAGUCUGAAUUGCCAGAGAAUUUCAUUGUUGAUAUUCAAGACAAGAAAGGAAAUGUUAUCAACAGUAUUACUGCCAAACUUGCAUCUGAUGGAAGUGGGGUUUAUGAGUACUAUACCUGGGCAAAUCUUGGUGAAAAGAUUAGCUUUGUUCCUCGAGAUUCUAGGGGUAAUGUGGAGAAGAAGAUGUUGUUUUAUCCUAAAGAGCUUCAUGCUGUAGUGUCAAAUGAUGGAUGCCAAGCUUCAGUUUCUCCAUUUACUGGUCGGCUUGGUCUUUACAUAGAAGGAUCAGUCUCUCCUCCUCUUCCUGGUGUUCAUAUUAAGGUUUCCGCUGCAAAAGACAGCCUUAUUUCUUCACUUAAGAAAGGUGAAGUAGCUAUCGAAACAAGCACUUCACCAGCUGGUUCAUUUGUUGCUGGGCCUUUGUAUGAUGAUAUACCAUAUGCCACCGAGGCUUCAAAGGCUGGCUACCAUAUUAAAAGGCUAGGACCAUAUUCCUUCUCUUGCCAGAAGCUUGGUCAGAUCUCUGUGCGUGUAAACUCAAAGGACAAUGCCGAGACAUCAAUACCUCCGCUGUUGUUAUCAUUAAGUGGCGAUCAUGGUUACAGAAAUAAUUCCAUAUCUGGCGCUGGUGGACUCUUUGUGUUUGAUAGCUUAUUCCCUGGAAACUUCUACUUGCGUCCCCUUCUGAAGGAAUAUUCUUUCAAACCCUCAACACUGGCUAUAGAACUAAGUUCUGGGGAGUCCAGUGAAGCUGUCUUUGAGGCUACUCGUGUUGCCUACAGUGCAAUGGGUAGAGUCGCUCUCCUAUCGGGCCAGCCACAAGAAGGUGUUGCAAUUGAAGCUCGCUCUGACUCCAAAGGAUACUAUGAGGAGACUACAAGCGAUAUUAAUGGAAAUUAUCGACUGAGAGGGUUACAUCCAGAUACAACAUAUGUAAUUAAAGUGUCGAAGAAAAUUGGUUCAGGCAACAAUAAAAUUGAACGUGCAUCUCCAGAGUCAGUUUCUCUUCAGAUUGGUUAUGAAGAUAUCAAUGGGCUCGACUUUUUGGUAUUUGAACAACCAGAAACGACCAUAUUGACGUGCCAUGUCGAAGGAAAACAAAACGAAGAUCUAAACUCGAAUCUGCUAGUGGAGAUCAAAUCAGCCAUUGAUAAAUCUAAGAUAGAGAAUGUCUUUCCACUACCACUCUCCAACUUCUUCCAAGUGAAAGGUUUACCCAGAGGUAAACACCUUGUGCAGCUUAAAUCCAGUCGUCCUCUAAUCUCCCACAAAGUAGAAUCAGAGAUUAUUGAAGUUGAUUUUGAGACAAAUGCCCAAAUCCAUAUCGGUCCACUUCGAUACAGCAUCGUGGCAGAUCAUCAGAGUCAGGAAGUGACACCUGCAGCUAUAUUGCCACUGGUUAUUGGAGUUUCGGCAAUUGCUCUGUUCCUCAGCAUCCCCAGGUUGAAAGACAUCUACCAAGCCACGGUUGGGAUUUCGUCUCCCGGGUUCACUACAUCUGCCAAGAGAGAACCUCGAAAAGCUAUUGCUAGAAAGAAGACACCUCUAAACUGGGAACUAUCUCGUUGGAAAAGAAUGGAGAAAGACAAAAUUAAUCCUGAGACUAUCAUUACACCAAAUGAUAUUUUAGAAGAGAUCCUUCAAUAUCUUCCAAUGAAAUCACUUGCUAAGUUCAAGGCCGUGUCGAAACAAUGGAGAUCGAUGAUCGAAUCAACCUAUUUAUCCCACAAACGUCUCGUUCGAUUGGGAUUACAAACCCCGAACACGAAACUUCUUGUUGUUCAUCAACUGUCAUCAGAUUCUGACUCGACAACUUUGGUUUUGAAAACUUUUUCUAGAGAUCAUGACAACAACGGACAAAUCUGUCUUUCUUCUUCGAGUUCUUACACUUUUCCUGAUAAUCCAAUCAACCAAUCUCCACACGAAACUAUCCAAGUCUUGGGGUCUUGUGACGGAUUGGUCUUGGUUGGGACCUACGAUUUUAAGUACAUUUACUUGAUCAAUCCAACGACGGGAGAGCAUCGAACACUGUCUCCAGAAUUGUUGCAGUGGCCCGGAUAUUUUAGUUACCAUAGUCUUGUGAACAAUCCAACGAUGAAUCGAACAGUUUUUCAGGCAGAUAUGUUGGAGCAACAAGGGCAAACAAGGGUUUACCCACUCUUCUCUGAUUUCCACGAUUUAUCGGCGGAGAGGUAUCCGGUAGGGUUCAUGGAUUUACUGGGUGUUCAUCGUCAUACACCCACACAUACGCCGUUGAUGCAUUUUCCUACUACACCUAACUCGUCGUCGAGCGAAGCUGCGAAUGGAGAUGAAAAGAAGAGAGAUGACGAAGAAGAUGGAGAAGAACAGCCACAUAAGACAAAUAAGCGGUUUAAAUUCACUAAGAGUAUUGAGAAGACGAAGAUGAAGGUGCCAAAAGUGUCAUUCAUCACGAAGAGUGAGGUUCUUCAUCUAGAUGAUGGUUAUAAGUGGAGAAAAUACGGUCAAAAACCUGUCAAAGACAGCCCUUUUCCAAGGAAUUAUUACCGAUGCACAACAACUUGGUGUGACGUGAAGAAGAGAGUGGAGAGAUCAUUCAGUGAUCCAAGCAGUGUAAUCACCACUUACGAAGGUCAACAUACUCAUCCUCGUCCAGUACUUAUCAUGCCCAAAGAAGGCAGCUCUCAAUCCAAUGGCUCAGCUUCAAGGGCCCACAUUGGCCUCUCUACACUCCCUCCUCAGCUUUUAGAUUACAACAACCAUCAACAAAAACAUCAAGGGCCGUCUUCUUUUGGAACUGAGUACAUUAACAUGCAAGAAAAAGGAAUUGAUCGUGAUGAUGAUGACGAUCAUGUUGUGAAGAAGAGUCGAACUCGGGAUCUGUUGGAUGGAGCUGGUUUAGUCAAAGAUCAUGGCCUUCUUCAGGAUGUUGUUUCCUCUCAUAUCAUUAAGGAAGAGUAUUAGUUAAUCGCAUAAUUAUGUAGCUAUCUAGGUUUAGUUUUUCGAAUUGUCAUAAAAAAAAAAGGAUCUU
Messenger RNA from Arabidopsis arenosa, 5196 nucleotides. Lineage: Eukaryota; Viridiplantae; Streptophyta; Magnoliopsida; Brassicales; Brassicaceae. The record is from the annotation of a GenBank genome assembly.